AUGGCCCUACUAUUGCAAUAUUUCUUGGCUCUAUCUGGCCUCAUAUGCUUCUAUCUUGGACACUCCAUCAUCUACAAUCUUUUCUUUCACCCUUUCCGCAAGUUCCCCGGCCCCCCGCUGGCCAAGAUCUCUCGGGUCUGGAGUAGACGGGCGAACUUCCAGGGGCUCAAGUACAUGAGAAUCCACGAAGCCCAUCAAAAGUACGGUGCCGUUAUCCGAAUUGGACCAAAUGAGCUAUCUUUCGCAGACCCUUUGGCAAUCCGAGAUAUUUACACCACAGAUGAUUUCCAAAAAGAGGAAUCUUUCUACUUUUCUAAACGAGGUUAUGAAGAAGAUCACCUUUUUAGUUUUACAAACCCUGAAGCGCAUAGCCAACGUCGUAAACUACUAUCACGCGGGUACUCUCAGCGCAGUUUGCUAGCUAUCGAGCAAGAACUUUCUACAAAGAUCCAAAUAUUUCUCCAAGUUAUCGGUAAAGACAGUGCAGAUGGGAAGCCAGUCGACAUAUACAACCGAGUGCAUCUCUUGUCAUUUGAUGUAGUUUACUGGUUACUAUUCGGAGAUGACCCAAAGUCAUUAGAGUCAGGAGGAGAGCACAAAGUCCUGUCCUACUUCCGAGCCUGGAGGCCCAUCUUCAUUUAUAAGGAGUUCUGGCCUCAAUUGGAGAAGAUCGGUAUCUACCUGCCGGGAGCACUUGGUGAAAACUUCCGCAAAGUCAAGGCAUGGAAGGAGUACUCCGUCGAUCUUAUCAGGAAGUGCCGCCAGAACACUGUCGUCACUCCGUUCUUUCGGUCCGUUCUCUAUGGGGAAAAGGAUGGCUAUCUCGACCGACCACUCACGGACUCAGAAGUGGCCGAGGAAUGCAUGAGCGGGAUGUUUGGAGGAACUGGGACGACGGCAAACACCUUCGUUUUCCUGCUUUGGGCCACGCUCCAGCACCCGGGGGUAGUUGAAAAACUCAAAGCCGAGCUGAGAGCCGCCAUUCCAAACGUUGGAUCUGUUCCAGACUAUCAGGCGGUGAUAAACGAAACCCUUCGCCUGUACCCAACCAUCGUUGCCAUAAUCCCAAGAAUCGCCAUGCGGGAUACCUCUGUCGCCGGUGUUCACAUUCAGAAAGGAACUAUUGUUGGAAUACAAAACUACACAAUACACCGGUGGGAACCUGCAUUUCCCGAGCCAGAAAGGUUCAUCCCAGAUCGGUGGCUCGAUGACGAGAAUAUUGAACAACGGAAGGAGGCAUUUGUACCAUUCUCCGUUGGUUCUCGAAGAUGCAUCGGGAUAAAGUGA
Messenger RNA from Fusarium vanettenii 77-13-4, 1287 nucleotides. RefSeq lists its product as uncharacterized. Gene Ontology annotation, molecular function: iron ion binding; heme binding; monooxygenase activity. The transcript has 10 exons. Lineage: Eukaryota; Fungi; Ascomycota; Sordariomycetes; Hypocreales; Nectriaceae. The record is from RefSeq and is a predicted model, not a curated record. The coding region runs from base 1 to 1287 and encodes 428 amino acids.